Molecule: messenger RNA, 2158 nt
Organism: Chelmon rostratus (copperband butterflyfish)
Lineage: Eukaryota; Metazoa; Chordata; Actinopteri; Chaetodontiformes; Chaetodontidae
Gene: hmx3a
Product: H6 family homeobox 3a
Exons: 2
Coding region: 304-1212 (302 amino acids)
Biological process (GO): regulation of transcription by RNA polymerase II
Cellular component (GO): nucleus
Molecular function (GO): RNA polymerase II transcription regulatory region sequence-specific DNA binding; DNA-binding transcription factor activity, RNA polymerase II-specific
Source: RefSeq, a predicted model, not a curated record
CUGACACGGUGGACCCAGUUUUGCGUUUUGAUGAAAGAGCCCGGGAUGAGACAUCUCCGCGUCUGCACAUGUUUGUUUUGCCUCUCGCACAUUUUAUUUUAUUAUUUUUCUAGCCUAGACGGACGUGCGUUUUGACGCGCUCUCCGGGUGUGAAAUCGAGCCUCCGCGUUAAAUCACUGAGAAGAAUAAAGCAGCGACUUUGCGCGGCCAGGAUAUCGACAGUCUGUAAGUCAGCCUCGCUUUUCCCCCCCUCUUUGAAUCCCCGCUUCCGUGGUCCUCUGCGUUCAGACCACAGCCACAGCGAUGCCAGAGACAACUCAAGAGACGUGCGCUUCGGCCAAGGACUCUCCUUUCUUCAUUAAGAACCUGCUGAACUGUGAUAGCAAACCAUCCAAACCCAAGCCCGUACUGACUUCCACCAAGGCGGCCUUGGAGGGAGGAUUUUCCCUUUCCCAGGUCGGGGACUUCAACUUUCCACGCUUUGACCUGCCCGCGCAGAGGUUCAGUUUACCGGCUCACUACUUGGAGCGCACCUCGGCGUGGUGGUACCCCUACGCCUUCAGCUCAUCCGCCCACCUACACAGAACCGAAGUCACCGAGAAACCGGGAGCCAGAGACUCCUCUCCAACCUCGGGCACAGACAGAGACUCACCGGAUCUGGUACUCAAAUCCGAGCCAGACGCCAAAGACGAGGACGAGGACGAUGAGCAAAACAACAAAAGCGGCGACGAGAUUAUCCUGGAGGAGAGCGACACGGAAGAAGCCAAGAAAGACGAGCUGGAGGAGUGGAAGAAGAGGGACGACGACAAGAAGCCGUGCCGCAAGAAGAAGACGCGCACGGUUUUUUCCCGGAGCCAAGUGUUCCAGUUGGAGUCCACCUUCGACAUGAAGCGGUACCUGAGCAGCUCGGAGCGGGCCGGCCUGGCCGCGUCCCUGCACCUGACGGAGACUCAGGUGAAGAUCUGGUUCCAGAACAGGAGGAACAAGUGGAAAAGGCAGCUGGCCGCGGAGCUGGAGGCCGCCAACCUGAGCCACGCCGCGGCGCAGAGGAUAGUCCGGGUGCCCAUCCUCUACCACGAGAACUCGGCCUCUGAGAGCGGGGGCGCCGCUGCCAACGUGCCCGCCAGCCAGCCGCUGCUCACCUUCCCGCACCCGGGAGUCUACUACUCCCAUCCCAUCGUCACAUCCGUGCCGCUGCUCAGACCGGUUUGAAAAGAGCUCAGUCCGGCGGCACAAGUUGGUGUUUAUUUUCACAAAUCAACUCACCAGAAAAAAAUAAAAAUAAAAAAAGACUUAAUAUUUUUGUACAACUGACUGAAUGAAGAAAAAAAAAAAAUAAAGAAAAGAGACACAGUCAGGCCUACAUGGACCUAUUUUGGCAAAUAUAUUGUGUCAUUUUCCAUAAGGGUGCCGUUUACACGUGAUCCGACAAUUCAAAUCCAACGUUUAUUAUUAUUAUUAUUAUUAUUAUUAUUAUUAUUAUUAUUAUUAAUCACCUCAGGAGUCCACCUGCUUACACUGCCUGAUGAGUGUCUUUUAUUUUUCCCUCCUUUUACACCUCGACUGUUGCUGGACAGGCUGACUCUGUGUGACGUAGGCCUGCAAAAAACACAAACAAACAAACAAAAACUUCACCUUGUUUACAAACAUUGGCGGCGUGAAGGCGCGGGCCUGCUUCUCACCCAACAACCAAUUAUCUGAUUUCACUUUCAUUUCCAGAACUGACGAAGCUACACGAUGAUGUGCAAUACACUGACGGUGUGCUGUGAGUGAAUGAGUCCGGGAAACAUCGUGUAUGUUUAUCAGCCAUUCACGGCUCGAUGUUAAUGAGAAUUUUGUUGUACUUCUUUCAUUUUGUCCCCCCUUUUUUAAGCGCUUGACGGCGGACAAUCAAGACACUCUCAAUUGUAAGAUACCCACGUAGCUUUCUGUUUAGUUUUAGUGACUCUCACCCUCGUUCCCUCCACAUGGACGCGUCCCUCAAGCACAAGUGAGAGCUCCAAUGUCUCUUACUCGACUUUGUGUUUUUGAAUAGGAGCGGCAAAAAUAUCGACUACACUGGUGUAAAAAACAAGAAAAAAGUAAAUGUAUAUAUUUAAUGAGGCACGGGGAGAGGAGCGGCCACUUGCGGCUGCUCCUUUGUACAGUAAAAACAACG